Candidozyma pseudohaemuli is the source of this 615-nucleotide messenger RNA. RefSeq lists its product as uncharacterized. Bases 1 to 615 code for a protein of 204 amino acids. The transcript has a single exon. The record is from RefSeq and is a predicted model, not a curated record. Lineage: Eukaryota; Fungi; Ascomycota; Pichiomycetes; Serinales; Metschnikowiaceae. Gene Ontology annotation, molecular function: 3-hydroxyacyl-CoA dehydratase activity. Gene Ontology annotation, biological process: sphingolipid biosynthetic process; fatty acid elongation; very long-chain fatty acid biosynthetic process. Gene Ontology annotation, cellular component: endoplasmic reticulum membrane.
AUGCUCAAGCUAUACUUAUCGGCAUAUAACGCCACCUCCGCCAUUGCAUGGGCGGCAAUUCUCGGCCAGACCUUCCUCGACGUGCUUCCUGGCGGAUUCUACGAAACCCAUGCUUACACGGAUUACCCACAUAAGCUUCUUGUCCAAGUCCAGGUGGUAAAUGCCGUCUUUGAGAUCACCCAUGCGCUUACAGGUCUUGUGCCCUCACCCCUCUCGUCGUUGUUGCUCCAGUUUUUCGCUAGACUUAUCAUCACGGUGGGUAUUUCUUGGUACGUUCCCGAGUCAGCAGGAAACUUCUCUCUACCAGGAUACGUGGCGCUUUCUGUGGCCUGGUCUGUGACUGAGGUCAUUAGAUACAGCUUCUACUUUGCCAAGCAACAGGGCAAGGUCCCAGAGACUCUUCAAUGGCUUCGUUAUCUGGCCUUUAUUGUGUUGUAUCCAUUGGGCGUUAUCAGUGAGCCUUGGGUGGUGCACUUAACCUUGGAUUACGUGCUGGGCUUCUACUACUGGUUCUUGGCCUUGGGAAUGUUUUUGUACAUCCCUGGAUUUGUGAAGUUGUACACGUAUAUGUUGGUGCAGCGGAGGAAGAACCUCGGUGUGAAGAAGACCGAGUAG